Messenger RNA from Brassica napus (rape), 1699 nucleotides. RefSeq lists its product as uncharacterized. The transcript has a single exon. The coding region runs from base 1 to 516 and encodes 171 amino acids. Lineage: Eukaryota; Viridiplantae; Streptophyta; Magnoliopsida; Brassicales; Brassicaceae. The record is from RefSeq and is a predicted model, not a curated record.
AUGGAAAUGACAAAGGAGUUCAUGAUGACCGACAUUGGAUUGAUGUCAUACUACCUUGGCAUUGAAGUGCAAGAAGAAAAUGGAAUCUUCAUUACUCAAGAAGGCUAUGCUAAAGAGGUGCUUAAGAAGUUCAAGAUGGAUGACUCAGAUCCAGUUUGCACACCAAUGGAAUGUGGAGUCAAGUUAUCAAAGGAAGAAGAAGGAGAGAGUGUGGAUCCAACACUCUUUAAGAGUCUAGUUGGAAGCUUACGCUAUCUAACGUGCACAAGGCCCGACAUCCUACACGCAGUUGGAGUUGUGAGUAGAUACAUGGAGCAUCCAACAACAACUCAUUUCAAGGCAGCCAAGAGGAUCUUACGCUAUAUCAAAGGUACAAUCAACUUUGGCUUGUACUACUCUAUUUCUGACGAUUACAAGCUUGUUGGAUAUAGCGAUAGCGAUUGGGGUGGAGACGUAGAUGACCGGAAAAACACAAGUGGCUUCGUGUUUUUCAUUGGAGAAACCGCUUUCACAUGAAUGUCAAAGAAGCAACCAAUUGUCACUCUUUCUACUUGUGAAGCGGAGUAUGUGGCAGCUACUUCAUGUGUUUGCCAUGCUAUUUGGUUACGAAACUUGCUAAAGGAGUUGAACCUACCACAAGAGGAGCCAACGAAGAUCUUUGUGGAUAAUAAGUCGGCAAUAGCAUUAGCAAAGAAUCCAGUCUUCCAUGACCGGAGUAAGCACAUCGAUACUCGUUAUCACUACAUAAGAGAAUGUGUUACCAAGAUGGAUGUGCAAUUGGAGUAUGUGAAGACAAAUGAUCAAGUAGCUGAUAUCUUCACCAAGCCACUCAAGCAAGAAGACUUCAUCAAGAUGAGGAACUUACUAGGAGUAACCAAAUCAAGUUUAAGAGGGGGUGUUGAAAGCUAAACUUGAUUUGGAUCACAUUUUGGGCUAAUAAUUUACUAACAAUUUUAGUCCAAACUUAGUCCAAUAUCUAGAAUUAUCUUCCACCUCCUUAGAAUAAAAAUCUAGAUAUUCUCAUAGAAUUAUCUAGAUAAUUAUGAUAAAAAAUCUUAGAUAUUAUGAUAGAAUUCUCUAGAUUUAGGAUUAAAAUAUGUAAGAUAUUUUGUAUUUUGGAGGUUAUAAAUACUUCCACUCUCUUCUCAUUUUGUAUCACCAAAAAUUAUCCAAGUUUGUAAGAAUCAUCUAAGUAAUAAGAAUCUUCUUAUAAGUUAUAAAAUCUUUUUUUUUCACGAAAUUUCUUUUUCUUCGAACAUUUAAAACACUUUCUCCGUCUUUGUAAAGUUUUUCAUUCCAACGGUAAUUACCAUCGCGACAACAACAACAACACAGUUCCAUGUUAGUUACCUUCUUCAUGUUGUGUUCUUGGCUCUGUUCAGCUGUUGUGUCCUCUCGGCUCUGUUACUCUCAUGUGCAGAUGGAGCAUCCAGUGACAGCGACCUAGCGUAUUCCGGCAACAUCCCUGGACCCUGAUGCCGGAGGUGCUAGCUGCGGUGGUGGCUGUGGAGAUUAAGAGUUCUUUCGUCUUCGUCGUGGAAAUAGACAAAAGUAAUGGGCUAUUUUGUAUAGAGCUUAUUCGUUGUUUUUUCAUAAAUAUAAGAAUAUAUGUUGUAUUGUGGUUUUUGUGGCCAGCUUUGGUAUUGAGAUCUUUCGUUGUUUUUCAUCAAUAAUAUAAGAAUUGGUUGUUUAUGACGCA